Molecule: messenger RNA, 558 nt
Organism: Saccostrea cuccullata (small rock oyster)
Lineage: Eukaryota; Metazoa; Mollusca; Bivalvia; Ostreida; Ostreidae
Product: perlucin-like
Exons: 5
Coding region: 30-521 (163 amino acids)
Source: RefSeq, a predicted model, not a curated record
AGAGAACUUCUUCCUCCAUUUUAAUCAGUAUGAAGUUUGGGCUUCUGGUAUACCUAUUAGUGAUCACAUUUAACGUUGUCGGUGUCAGUAGUGGUACCACGUGUCAGAAUGGGUGGACGGGAUACAACUCUAGGUGUUACCUGUUUGUUAUGCAUAUGUCAGCAGACUGGAACGAAGCAUCGCAAUUUUGUCACACACAAAACUCACGACUGGCAGAGAUUGAUAAUGCAAGAGAAGACAACUUCUUAGUCCAACAUCUCAAAGAUUAUGGCAGAUCGGCAAAUUUCUGGGUGGGCGGAACUGACGUCAUUAUAGAAGGCGAUUGGAUAUGGAGCUUGUCCCAGACACCUAUCCAUCACUAUACCCACUGGGACCCGCGGGAGCCAAAUGACCUGGGCGGUGAUGAGAACUGCAUGGAAAUGCGACAGGAAUAUGGCUAUAUGUGGAACGAUAUGUCUUGCCAUGUUCGUCAAUAUUUCAUUUGUGAGCAACCGAGUGGACUAGGACCUGUGGUCGGAUGACGCUACUACUAAAUCUUAUAUCAUUGUAAAUCAUAAU